UCCAGCGCACCGCCGGGCAUGGAGCAGUUCGUCAGGAAGCGCCUGACCUUCCUGACAUCCUUCUGGAACAAGCUCCGUCCCCGCUCCGUGACGGAGAGCUGCUCGCUGGGGUAUCUUGGCUCUGAUUCCGUUUCGCUCAACUCGGAGGCGACUUCCAUUUCCUUCAUCCCCAAGUCGUCUCUCUGUAUCGCUUUGUACGCUUUCACAGCCCGCAGCGCCGAGGAGCUGAGCAUAAGCGCAGGGGACAAACUGCGUGUCCUCAGAGAGGAGGGCGAGUAUGUGUUAGCCCGGCGGCUGCUGGGGGAGCCGGCCAUGGGCUACGUCCCCGCUGCCUACGUGGCCAACCUCAGCCAGGGCACCUCCGCUCACCGCCCCUGGUACUUCAGCAAGAUCAGCCGAAAUGAAGCGGAGCAGCUCCUCCUCUCGCCUCCCAACCAGCACGGCUCCUUCCUCGUCCGGGACAGCGAGAGCAGCAAGGGAGAAUACUCUCUCUCAGUUCGCAACCACACCAAGGUCAGCCACUUCCGAAUCUGCAAGAGCCCCAGGGGCAGCCUCUACAUCCAGAAGGGACACCCCUUUCCCAACAUGGAGGAGCUCCUCGCCUUCUACACGGAGCACUGGAAGGUCAUCCAGAGCCCCCUGCUGCAGCCCUGCAGCCCUGCGACUCCCCCCGAGAGGGAUGGCUGGGAGCGCCCACGCUGGGAGUUCACCCUGCGGAGGAAGCUGGGAGAGGGCUACUUUGGAGAGGUGUGGGAAGGGCUGUGGAGGAACACCGUGCCAGUGGCCAUCAAGAUCAUUAAAGCUGACAUGAAAGCAGAAGACUUCACCAAGGAGAUUCAGAACCUGAAGCGCCUGAGGCAUGAGAAGCUGAUCCAGCUGCACGCCGUGUGCUCCCUGGAGGAGCCCGUGUACAUCAUCACCGAACUCAUGCGCAAGGGCAACCUCCACAGCUACCUCAACAGUCCUGAGGGGAAGUCCCUGGGCACCUCCCACCUGCUCAACAUCUCCUGCCAAGUGGCGGAUGGGAUGAGGUACCUGGAGGAGAAGCACAUUGUCCACCGGGAUCUGGCAGCCAGAAACAUCCUGGUUGGAGAGGAACUCACCUGCAAAAUCGCUGAUUUCGGACUUGCCCGGCUCCUCAAGGAUGACAUUUACUCCACCAGCAGCAGCACUAAGAUCCCAGUGAAGUGGACAGCCCCAGAGGCAGCCAACUACCGCACCUACUCCCUCAAGUCCGACGUCUGGUCCUAUGGGAUUCUGCUCUACGAGGUCUUCACAUAUGGACAGAUCCCCUAUGAAGGAAUGACAAACCAAGAAACCGUACGGCAAAUCACCAGGGGCUACCGCCUGCCCCGGCCCAGCCCCUGCCCUCCUGAGAUCUACAGCAUCAUGCUGGAGUGCUGGAGUGGCAACACAGAGGAGCGUCCCACCUUCCUGGCCCUGAGGGAGAAGCUGGGCUUCAUCUACAGGCGGCUGCUCAGCUCCCUGUCCUGAGGGACCCCUUCCCACCAUCCUUCCUGCACA
Messenger RNA from Camarhynchus parvulus, 1524 nucleotides. RefSeq names its product src-related kinase lacking C-terminal regulatory tyrosine and N-terminal myristylation sites (gene SRMS). Gene Ontology annotation, molecular function: signaling receptor binding; non-membrane spanning protein tyrosine kinase activity; ATP binding. Lineage: Eukaryota; Metazoa; Chordata; Aves; Passeriformes; Thraupidae. Bases 19 to 1494 code for a protein of 491 amino acids. Gene Ontology annotation, biological process: cell differentiation; innate immune response; cell surface receptor protein tyrosine kinase signaling pathway. The record is from RefSeq and is a predicted model, not a curated record. The transcript has 8 exons. Gene Ontology annotation, cellular component: extrinsic component of cytoplasmic side of plasma membrane.